UAGAAAUGAGACCCCAUGGCUCAGUAGAAAUAAGAUCACAUGGGUCUGUGGAAAUGGUGCAGUCUCUUAGCUCUGUUGAAAUGCAUGGAUCACUUCAGGAGCCCAUGUCCCAGUCAGAGCAGCAGAUGGCCAGGACGCCAGACAGCGGAGGUAGGGAAAUGAAAUAUGAUCUUCUUCCACCUCUGCAAGAUCAGGCUCAGACAUCUGAAGCAGACAAAGAAUAUUUUGAUCAAUACCUCAAGAGCUUAAGUGCUGCCAACAAUCGGGCAGCCAAUGGUGGCCUUGAGCCUCCGACGAGUGGAUUACGAGAACUAGAGGCAAUGGUUGGUAAGUCUCACCAUGACCUGAGAGAACUGGGCAGCAAAUCUCCCAUGGGCUCUCUACCCACCGGUGUCAUGACCAGCCUUGAAAGCACUUUACCAAUUCUUGCAUCUGGUGAUCUGCGUGCUAGAAUGGAUGUGUAUGAAAGGCACCACGAGUCCCUUUAUGUUAGAGACACCCCGUCAUCACUACCUCGCCUAUCUGAUAGACAGACUGCUACCCCUUUAGCUCCCAAUCCAGCUGCAUUUGAUGCAUUUUCAUCUCUGAAUUCGCUGCACCCUGCUGCCGGUGGCAGGGAUAACACUUACCUCAGGCAACCUGAAAACUUAUUUCCCACUCCACCCGUCACCAGUAACUUUAUGGCGGAGGCCAUGUUUCAGCGCCAGGCCAUGACAACUCCCUUCCUGCCCCCUCAGCCAAGUGACAGAAGCGGCCUGUCUCGCAUCCCUGAUACAACACCUUUAAGAUCUAAUUCAUCGUCACUGUUGCGUCGUUCUGGCACCAUGCCGGGUGCGGAUAUGUUUUCAUCUCCUUCCAUGCCCCAGGCCAUGCCUAGAAAUCCGUUCACCAAUGCUUGGGCUAGUCAAGAAUCCAGACCAACUCACUGGCAGACACCGUAUCUCCCCCGGCAACCCAACAUGACAUCAGCCGGGUCAUUUUUUCCUUCGAAAGAUAACUAUCUGACAGGAAGGGAGUUUAUGUUUGAUCCGUCAGUUCGUCAGUCUGCGGAGAGAGGGAUGUUCCCAUCACUAUCCUCUGGACAGACACAAGACACCUUUCAGCUUGAGCGUUUUGACCUUAGCAACUAUUUCCCAAAUGCAAUGACUCCGUAUGGCAGUUCUACGGGGACUUUAGACUACACCAGAUCAGCCCACCCGGCUUCCGCUAAACCUUUUGAUGAACGUUACAGACAGUCAGCUGCCGCCUCUGCCAGCAUCCCUGAUUUUAGAGGCUUACCUCCCUCCACUGGGUCCUCGGACAUGUUCUCUGGCUUGCCCGGGGUCAACAGUGGCCUGUUCUACGCAAGUAAUCCCAUGUCUUAUCAUCACACACAGCACAUGACAGACAAUGUCAACAGUGCAUUCCUCACACACUCCACUUCGGCUCAGCACGCCAUGUUUGAGCGAGAUUUUGCUGCUCAUCGAGGCCUCUACCCACAGAACACGCCCUACCCAUUCAUAGAUGAGAGACAGUACGGGCCUCCGGGCAAGCUCACACAUACACACUCUGUUGCCUCUGCGCCGGCACCUCAAGAUAGAGACUUAAUGAGUAGGUCUGGGGGACCAGAAGCUCCAAUGCAGGACCCUUAUCGCAGCAUGCUGUAUAGAUACUGAGGAGAGCACAGUCCCUGUUUUACUUUAAAGGGUUAUGUAAAUAUUAUCUUCCUAAUAUAAAUUAUUUUUUAUGCUGUACAACAUGUUUAUACCCUCAUUAACUUAAGCAAAUUGUUCAUUCAUUGGUUACACCCUCAUUAACUUAAGCCAAUUGUUCAUCCAUUGGUUACACCCUCAUUAACUUAAGCCAAUUGUUCAUCCAUUGGUUACACCCUCAUUAACUUAAGCCAAUUGUUCAUCCAUUGGUUACAAGCUUGUAUAACCAUGUAACUCAGAUUGAGAAUGUCUCAUUUUUUUUUUUCUACUUAUAUGGGACACAAUGGAAUAUUUAGUGUGAAGCACCUUUUCCUUACUUUUUCUUGACCAGUCCAAUACCAAGAUGAAUGACAUCCAAUGUUGACCAGUCCAAUACCAAGAUGAAUGACAUCCUGUGUUAACCGUAAAUCUCACAACUACUUUUCUGAAGUCUCUGUAUUAAAAAUGGCUUAACAUUUUUGUCAAGAAAUUGUGGUGUAUUUACCAAACUUUGUGUGUUAUAGUAAAUUCUCUCAACUUGAUCAUGUACUGCAAGAUUAAAUGACUGAUUCAUUUUUAGGAUAUGAAUUUGUUAUAAGUGUGGAGUAAAGCUCAGUAAGGACUAUUUUAAACUGAAUAUUUUCUUCAAUUUCUGUCAUUAUAAACAUCAGCAAUUUGUGUUCAAAUGAAAUCUUGUGUAAAUACCUGGUGUCAUAUUAGCAAUAACUUGUCCUAUGAUGUUUUGUACAAACUAUUUUUCCAAUUCAAUUUUGACACUUGAGUAAAGCUGCAGCUUUUGUAAA
Messenger RNA from Lymnaea stagnalis (great pond snail), 2473 nucleotides. Lineage: Eukaryota; Metazoa; Mollusca; Gastropoda; Lymnaeidae. The record is from the annotation of a GenBank genome assembly.